Messenger RNA from Sclerotinia trifoliorum, 1046 nucleotides. Lineage: Eukaryota; Fungi; Ascomycota; Leotiomycetes; Helotiales; Sclerotiniaceae. The record is from the annotation of a GenBank genome assembly.
AUGUGCAAACGACAAUGGGCAUCGUUUACACAUUGCAGUGAUAUAAGAACUGUUGAGCACCGCUGCAAAGAUAAUCCAAUCGAUGAACCAUUCGAGAGCUGUAAGAAUCGCAGUGUCAAACGGCCAUUAAACGCAUCCGACAGAAGAUUUGGGCAUGGUAGACAUCCAGAUCCAGAGAUGAUGCUCUUUCAAGGCAGAUGUGUCGACUGGGGAGCACAAGUUGACAAGAACGCGUAUGAGAUGUUUCUGCGGAUGUGCCGACGUAAAGUUUCUAUAAUAGAUGAAACUACCUGGAUUAUUUGCGGUAGCGAUUGGAAGGAUGCCAUACAUAACACUCAUGAAUAUGAAAUGCGCUCUGUCCGGGGGGUCGAAUCCUCAGAAGCGGCGUUGACUAAAGACAACCUGGUAAACUAUUCCCUUCGGAGUUCAGAAGAUAGCUAACAUUUGACAAGAACGAAGCAAAUCCAAAAGCAAUACAUAUAGGAGCUACUGAAAUAGCCGUAAUCAAUGCAGGAUUUCCGAUGUUGUCUGACGAAACUAUAGCGAAGUUUACGGAGGAACUCUUAAAACACCCAGAUUGUCCACAAGAUCUAGUGAGUAUUUCGUCAUAUUCUCAAACAUUUUCGAUCAGCCACCUUAAUCUUUUCUCAGAUCCUGGGAGACGACGGUGAUAUUGAAGUAUCACUCGAGAUGCUCCCACGGAGCUUUCCUCCAAUGAUAUACGGAACCAUUUGUACAGAGUUACCAACUAUUGCGGCCACUGUUAGGAUGACUCGUCAAAGUGAGAGUCAUAAACGAAUUAAUUAUGAUUACAGCGUUUGUUCGUCUCAGAUUCCGAAGCUAUGAACAACACCCUAAGUAUUAUUGCUAACCUCAACAUCGAUUCAGAUACAGGAGGCAUAGGAGAUGGUCGAAAUUCAAAGUUAGGCAUCCCUCUGAUAACGACUUGCGCAAACGAGGACGGCAAUGUAGAAAGUUUGGAUCCAAUCGUUAAAAGUUCAGAUGGUGGAGGAAGUAAGGAAGAUCCCAUGGAAAUUAGCGAUUGA